CAGAGCCUCGCUGCAUGGCCAGUAGCUUGUGGCCAGUUGUUUUCUAGCCCGAGUUAAAUGAAGAUGGGGAAACUUCAAGUGCAGAGAAAGCAGCCAUGAGGACUGCCCUGGUCUUUGCCUGCCUGGUGGGGAUGGCGUGCGCCUUCUCGGUCAAGAGCUGGCUGCGGCAAUCCAAGUCAGAUGACUCGGAAGAAAAUGCGGUGUUCAAGAACAGGCACCGGUAUUACCUGUACAGAUACGCUUACGUGCAUCCCUUGCAGCGACGGUACCAGGGCAGUGACUCAUCAGAGGAAGAGGGGGAUGGCUCGGAGGAGGAGGAAGAGGGGGAGCCAUCCCGCGCUGGCACCGAGGCAGCUGGCCACCCCGCUGGAGCAGCCCCUGGGGACAGCCGGGGUGGGCUGGGAGGAGAAGUUGCAUCCCCUCAGCAGGGCAAGGGCUGCCAAGGGCCCCUGAAGGGGGGCAGGAACAGCGCUGCCGGCAAGGGGGGCGACUCUGAAAAUGAAGACAGUGAUGAGAAUGAGGAGGAGGAGGAGGAGGAAGAGGAGGUUUCUGAGAAUGAGAAUAGCAUCAAUGGCACAAGCACUAACACCACCAAGGGGGAAGAUGGACCUCACGGCAAUGGCACUGCGGUGGCUGAGGAGGGCACUGGCAUGGCUGAGGAGGAGGAAGAAGAGGAGGAAGAAGAAGAAGAAGAGGAAGAGGAGGAGGAGGAGGAGGAGGAAUCCGAAGCCACCACCAUUGCCAGCACCACCGGUGAAGAGGGGCUGUCCCAGGCGACCACCACAGGAGAUGGGGGACCCACGGACGCCACCACAGCCGGGGAGCAGUGGGAGUAUGAAGUGACAGCUGGGGGCCACGGCCGGGGGGAUGAGGGCACCACCGAUGGCAGCUACAGGGAGCAGGAUGAGUACGCCCGCGGGGACAGCUACCGGGCCUAUGAGGAUGAGUAUGGCUACUACAAGGGGCAUGGCUAUGAUGUGUAUGGCCAGGAUUACUACUACAGCCAGUGAGCGGACGGGGGGGCGGCCCUGGUGCUACCCCCCGCCUGCCCCAUCCCACUCAGGAACGUGCUUCCAAAGGCUCACUGCAGCUGCCAUGCUUGGGGUGCACGCUGGCUCCGUCCCAGGCUUUUUUUUGUAUCUCGCAAAGCGGAAUGAAAUAAAGCAA
Grus americana (Whooping crane) is the source of this 1167-nucleotide messenger RNA. It is a transcript of the gene IBSP, whose product is annotated as integrin binding sialoprotein. The transcript is spliced from 7 exons. Gene Ontology annotation, biological process: ossification; bone mineralization; extracellular matrix organization. Gene Ontology annotation, cellular component: extracellular region. Bases 96 to 1010 code for a protein of 304 amino acids. The record is from RefSeq and is a predicted model, not a curated record. Lineage: Eukaryota; Metazoa; Chordata; Aves; Gruiformes; Gruidae.